GAUGAUGAUGAUGGUUAUGUUAAUUACAUAAGCAAAGCGUAAAUGAUUCGCGGGAAAAGGUGAAAAAAUGGCGACGUUCACUGACUGCAUAUCUGCGCCGCUUGAGCUGUAAAAACAGCAGAAACUCUCUUACACUUCACGAAUGGGAUUUGGGGCUGCCAGAGGAGGAAUAGCUGCACUUUUGGCGCGUUUUACCCGCGGGAUUGGAGAGAAAUCAAAGCGGAAGUGUAGUUGUGUCUAUUGUCAGCAUGUUGGAAUCGGCCUGUCGGGACGGAUAUCUGACAGUCGGGUCGGAACCUCUAGAAGCCAAGCAUCUGCUUCCCAAGAGAGAGAAAACCUGCAGUGACCAGGAGACCAACUUGACCGUGGGCCAGUACGUGCUGUGCCGCUGGUCGGACGGCCUUUACUACCUGGGCAAGAUCCAGAGAGUGAGCACCUCAAAACAGAGUUGCUUUGUGACAUUUGAAGACAACUCCAAGUUCUGGGUGUUUUGGAAAGACAUACAGCAUGCUGGUGUCCCUGGGGAAGAACCCAAAUGCUCAGUGUGUUCUGACAUGUCUCUGGUUCCUGGUAAUGAAAUUCUUAUCUGCGGGAAGUGUGGAAUAGGCUAUCACCAGCUCUGCCACUUGCCCCCAGUGGAGAGCUCAGCUGACCUUCAUCCAUGGUUCUGCAGGAAGUGCAUUUUUGCUUUAGCUGUGAGAAAAGGGGGAGCUCUGAAAAAGGGGCCAAUCUCCAAAGCGCUGCUGAACAUGAAACAGGUGCUGCCCUAUAAUCCAGAGGAGCUGGAGUGGGACUCUUUGCACCGUACGAACCAUCAGCAGUGCUACUGCUACUGCGGAGGACCCGGAGAGUGGUAUCUGAAAAUGUUGCAGUGCUUUCGCUGCGAGCAGUGGUUUCAUGAGGCGUGUACACAGUGCCUACAGGAGUCCAUGAUGUUUGGAGAUAGGUUUUACUUGUUCAUUUGUGCGGUGUGCAAUAAAGGAGCAGAAUACAUCAAGCGGCUGGCUCUCAGAUGGGUGGAUGUGGUCCAUCUUGCCCUGUACAACCUGGGAGUCCAAAGUAAAAAGAAAUACUUUGAACUGGAGGAGAUCCUGACCUUCAUCAGCAACAACUGGGACCAUUUCCAGAUGGGCAAGCUCUCCAAUACUCCUCUGUCUGAACGGGGCCAGUAUAUUCUUGAUGCCCUCAACAACUAUAAAAGCAAGUUUCUCUGUGGCAAGGAGAUCAAGAAGAGGAAAUACAUUUUCCGACUAAGGACAAGGGUCCCUCCUAAUCCCCCAUCUAAGUUGUUUCCGGAGAAGGCCCAGAACAGUGAGGGCCACAGGGGCCGCAAGAAAGGGGCCAGCAGAAGCAGUAGCUCUGUUCCUGCAGAGAAGCGGAAGAGGGCCAAGUGGCUGCUGGAGGAUGCUAUUCCUAAUAAUGACCUCACCUCUACCUGGGGCACCAAUCAUCACAUGGCCAACAUAUUCGACUUCACGCUGGACGAGCUGCAGAGUUUAAAGAGCACCAGUUCAGGACAGACGUUCAGUAUGGAUCAGGACUCCACCGAUGCAGCCAGUACUUCUGGUUCCGCCACCACCAGCGUUUCCUAUGACUUCAGGAAAAAUGUGGGCAGUCGGAAGAGAAAGUUACCCUCCUCUAAUUACACCGUGCUGGCCACAAAAAGAGAGAUGGUGGAGCGUGAGCUGAGCCCCAUCAGCAUGCCCGGAGAGGAGAGUAACGUCAUGAUGGAGAACAGCAUCGACAGCCACACCUUUGAGAGCAUCAGCGAGGACGAUUCCUCACUGUCAAACCUUAAGUCUUCCAUCACCAGCUAUUUUGGGGCGGCCGGUCGGCUCACCUGCGGGGAGAAGUAUCAGGUUCUGGCUCGCAGGAUCACACCUGAAGGCAAGGUGCAGUAUUUGGUGGAGUGGGAAGGAACUACACCUUACUGAAUAUCACAGAACAGAGGUAUGGAACAGAUGGGCCGUGAAGGAAGGUGUUACGCAGUCUCCA
Molecule: messenger RNA, 1995 nt
Organism: Onychostoma macrolepis
Lineage: Eukaryota; Metazoa; Chordata; Actinopteri; Cypriniformes; Cyprinidae
Gene: phf19
Product: PHD finger protein 19
Exons: 15
Coding region: 249-1934 (561 amino acids)
Biological process (GO): chromatin organization; regulation of DNA-templated transcription
Cellular component (GO): nucleus
Molecular function (GO): DNA binding; chromatin binding
Source: RefSeq, a predicted model, not a curated record